CUCUCUCUUCACGUUUCCCUUCCAGACCUACCUCUCACUCUCACACUCAUGGCGCUAAAUCUCCGUCAGAAGCAAACCGAAUGCAUCAUUCGGAUGCUGAAUCUAAACCAAGCCGUCAGCAGCGCCGCUGGUACCGCAAACGAGGACGUCUACAAGAUCCUGAUCUACGACAGAUUUUGCCAGGACAUACUCUCCCCCUUGAUCCACGUCAAGGACCUGCGUAAGCAUGGUGUCACCCUCUACUUCCUCCUUGAUAAGGAUCGCAAUCCCGUCCACGACGUCCCAGCUGUCUACUUCCUCCAGCCCACCCCUCCAAAUGUUCACCGCGUCAUCUCCGACGCCUCUAGGGCCCUCUACGACUCUUUCCACCUCAAUUUCUCCUCCUCCAUACCCAGGCCUCUCCUUGAGGACCUAGCCACCGGAACAAUUACUUCUGAUUCAAUUCAGAGGAUUUCCAAGGUGCAUGAUCAGUAUUUGGAAUUUGUGACCCUAGAAGAUAACUUAUUUUCCCUUGCCAACAAGAAUUGUUAUGUUCAGUUAAAUGAUCCCUCUGCCGGAGAUAAAGAGAUUGAGGAAAUUAUUGAGAAGAUUGUGGGAGGGUUGUUCUGUGUUUUGGCAACGCUUGCAGUUGUGCCCAUUAUUAGAUGUCCUCGUGGAGGGCCAGCUGAAAUGGUGGCGUCCUUGCUGGAUCAGAGAUUGCGGGAUCAUUUGUUGGCAAAGAACAACUUGUUUACUGAGGGUGGGAACUUUACAAGCUCAUUUCAGAGGCCAAUUUUGUGUAUAUUUGACAGGAACUUUGAGCUAUCUGUGGCCAUACAACAUGACUUUAGGUAUAAGCCACUUGUUCAUGAUGUGCUUGGUUUGAGAUUGAAUAGAUUAAAUGUCAAAGGGGAGAAAGGCGGGAUGAAAUCAUAUGAAUUGGACCGAUCUGACCCAUUUUGGACGGCAAACGGGUCACUGGAGUUUCCAGAAGUUGCUGUGGAAAUCGAGACGCAGUUGAAUAAAUAUAAGAAAGAUGUGGAGGAGGUUAAUAGGCGGACUGGUGGUGAUGAGGCUGAGUUUGAUGGAACAGAUUUGAUUGGCAACACAAAGCAUCUGAUGAAUGCAGUUAACUCCCUUCCCGAAUUGACUGAGCGAAAGCAAGUGAUUGAUAAGCAUACUAAUAUUGCUACUGCAUUAUUAGGUGAGAUCAAGGAAAGAUCACUUGAUUCUUAUGCUAAAAAGGAGAGUGACAUGAUGGUCAGAGGCGGGAUUGAUCGCAACGAGCUUCUUGGUGUGCUCAAGGGCAAAGGGACAAAGAUGGACAAAUUGCGGUUUGCAAUCAUGUAUCUUAUUUCAACAGAAAGCAUCCCUUCAUCAGAAAUUGAAGUGGUGGAAGCGGCACUGAGGGAGUCUGAAGUUGAUACCAGUGCAUUCCAGUAUGUGAAGAAGAUAAAAGCAUUGAACCUUUCCUUAGCAUCAGCUAAUUCUGCAAGCAGGAGCAAUAUCGUUGAUUGGGCUGAAAAACUCUAUGGGCAAUCAAUUAGUGCAGUAACUGCUGGCGUGAAAAACUUACUGUCCAAUGAUCAUCAGUUGGCUCUGACGAGAAUGGUUGAUGCACUAAUGGAGGGGAAACCGAAUCCUGAAAUUGACUCCUAUCUUAUUUUUGAUCCCCGUGCACCAAAGUCAACCUCUGGCUCAAGUGGCAGUCACCUGAAAGGACCAUUUAAAGAAGCUAUUGUGUUCAUGGUCGGCGGUGGGAAUUAUGUAGAGUAUGGAAGCUUGCAAGAGCUUGUUCACCGACAGCAACCUGCCAAGCAUGUGAUCUAUGGGACCACUGAGAUUCUCACAGGAGGUGAGUUUGUGGAGCAGCUUGGACUGCUGGGGCAGAAAAUGGGUUUAGGAAGCAGCCAUAACCCUGGCUCAUCUAGAUAGAUGUAUUUUGAUUAUUCUCGUAUUGAAACAAUGUGGUCUUGAUCUUGCUUCUGGUCAUGGAUAUCGGCCUUGGUGCCCUAAUCAAGUCAAAUGAUUUUAACUUCACUAGACCAAUGUGUUAAUAGUUGUUAAACAAAUGGUGUUAUGUUUUUAUUUUCUUGAACACCAAUCUACUUAGCCGCUUUA
Sesamum indicum (sesame) is the source of this 2100-nucleotide messenger RNA. RefSeq names its product Sec1/munc18-like (SM) proteins superfamily (gene ATSLY1). NCBI's taxonomy places the organism in Eukaryota, Viridiplantae, Streptophyta, Magnoliopsida, Lamiales, Pedaliaceae. The record is from RefSeq and is a predicted model, not a curated record. Gene Ontology annotation, biological process: vesicle-mediated transport.